Arachis duranensis is the source of this 1789-nucleotide messenger RNA. Its product is annotated as ammonium transporter 1 member 1. Bases 208 to 1713 code for a protein of 501 amino acids. Gene Ontology annotation, biological process: ammonium homeostasis; ammonium transmembrane transport. Gene Ontology annotation, cellular component: membrane. Gene Ontology annotation, molecular function: ammonium channel activity. The transcript has a single exon. The record is from RefSeq and is a predicted model, not a curated record. Lineage: Eukaryota; Viridiplantae; Streptophyta; Magnoliopsida; Fabales; Fabaceae.
CUCUCUCACUGGUCAAAGUCUUCACCCUCCCAUUUCCCACUUUCGCCUUAUAUAUGGCAACUACUAACCACUCAUAAGCACACACACGGAAUCCCUGUGCAUCCUCAGCGAAAAUCACUCGAUUCCUUCUCUCCUUUGAUUCUUCAAAUCGUCAAUUAAAAAUCUUUUAAAAACAGUCAAAACUCACAAACACAACGAAACAGAACCAUGGCUCAGCCGUCAUGCUCAGCGGCGCAACUGGCACAAUACUUCGGCCCCAACGCCACCAACGCUGCAGCCGCUGCAAGUCUCAUCUGCGAUCAGUUCACCGCCGUGAGUAUGCAGUACAAAGACACCAAGCACGCGGUGGACAGCACCUACCUCCUCUUCUCAGCCUAUCUCGUCUUCUCCAUGCAGCUCGGCUUCGCCAUGCUCUGCGCCGGCUCCGUCCGCGCCAAGAACACCAUGAACAUCAUGCUUACCAACGUCCUCGACGCCGCCGCCGGCGGCCUCUUCUACUACCUAUUCGGUUUUGCCUUUGCUUUCGGCGUCCCCUCCAAUGGCUUCAUCGGCCGCCACUUCUUCGGCCUCAAGCAAGUUCCUUCAGAAGCUCAGGAUUUUGACUACAGCAACUUCCUCUACCAGUGGGCCUUCGCCAUCGCCGCCGCUGGCAUCACCAGCGGCUCUAUCGCGGAGCGGACGCAGUUCGUCGCUUACCUCAUCUACUCAUCCUUCCUCACUGGCUUCGUCUACCCCGUUGUGUCGCAUUGGAUCUGGUCCACCGAUGGGUGGGCCAGUGCCUUCAACACAGGGAACCUCCUCUUCGGAUCUGGAGUCAUCGAUUUUGCGGGAUCCGGAGUCGUUCACAUGGUCGGUGGCAUUGCCGGUUUAUGGGGUGCCCUAAUUGAGGGGCCCAGAAUAGGCCGUUUCGAUCACACCGGCCGAGCGGUGGCUUUACGUGGGCACAGUGCAUCAUUGGUGGUACUUGGUACUUUCAUGCUCUGGUUUGGUUGGUAUGGAUUUAACCCUGGCUCUUUUAACAAGAUUCUAGUUUACUACGACGAAUCUGGCAAUUAUUAUGGUCAAUGGAGUGCUGUUGGUAGGACCGCAGUAACUACAACCUUAGCCGGUUGUACGGCCGCCCUAACAACACUUUUUGGGAAAAGGAUAUUGUCUGGUCACUGGAACGUGACUGAUGUUUGUAACGGGUUGCUAGGCGGGUUCGCAGCGAUCACGGCCGGAUGCUCUGUCGUGGAGCCUUGGGCUGCAAUUGUGUGCGGCUUUUUUGCCUCCUUGGUUUUGAUUGGCUGCAAUAAAUUGGCUGAAAAAGUCAAAUAUGACGACCCGUUGGAGGCCGCUCAGCUUCAUGGCGGCUGCGGCGCGUGGGGUGUGAUUUUCACCGCUCUCUUUGCGAAGGAGGAGUAUGUGAAACAGGUCUACGGGUCGGGUCGGGGGCACGGGCUGUUGAUGGGUGGUGGCGGAAAACUGCUGGCGGCGCAUGUGAUUCAGAUUCUGGUUAUUACUGGUUGGGUGAGUGCUACAAUGGGUCCACUUUUCUUUGUUUUGAAUAAGAUGAAGUUGCUUCGGAUCUCACCGGAGGAUGAACUCGCGGGUAUGGAUCUGACCCGACAUGGUGGGUUUGCUUAUGCUUACGAGGACGAUGAAUCGCACAAGCAUGGGAUUCAGUUGAAAAGAAUUGAGCCAAACGCUUCCUCAACUCCUACCACAGAAUGAUGAUAAGUUUUUCAUAUUUGCACUUGCAUAUCAUGUAUUUUUGCUAGGUAUAAAAAUAAGAUUUGUCUUUUUGUUA